Messenger RNA from Paramecium pentaurelia, 1553 nucleotides. The record is from the annotation of a GenBank genome assembly. Lineage: Eukaryota; Ciliophora; Oligohymenophorea; Peniculida; Parameciidae.
AUGCAAUCUACUCAAGGAACAAAAGAUUAAAUGAAAUAAAUACCAUUGUUAGUCACAAUCAAAAAUUUAUAAGAAUAUGAAAGAUUUGAAUCUUUUGUUUUAUAUAAAAGUGAAAUUCUUGAAGAUCAUAAUGAAAUCAGGUCUAAAAAUAUUUAUAUAAUAUUUAAAAAAUGUUUAAAUAAAUAGAUAGUUUAAGCCUAAUAGCUUAUUAUUCAAAUUGAAGAUUAUAAAAUAUAAAAUGAUUUUUUAGUUGUUGGGAAAUUUAAGGAAAGUAUGAAUGAUAAUGUUAACAAUCUUAGUUUCAAAGAUACCUUAUUAGGAAUCAAGUAUAGAAUUUGAAGAAGGGGCUUAAGAUUCGAAAGAUUUAUAAUUGAAAAUUUUUUCAGAAUUAAUGAAAGAUAAUUAUUACAAUAUAAGAGCCACAUUAUAAGAUAAAGCUGAAAAAUAAACUGUAGAUGGUAAUUAUUUCUUAAGUUUCACAUUAAAUGAUUCUUUAAGUUCAUAAUCAAUCAAAGGUUUUUUAUAUAUAAAUGUAGCUGGAUCAGAUGCUUAUUCUUAAUUUAAUUCUUUACUUGAAAAUCAUUUAGAAUAUAUUUUUGAGAAAGUUAGAGUUGAUACAUUUCAUAAUCAGAAUCAAAUACAUUUUGAUUCUUAAACUACAAUGAAAGUUGUACCUUCUUCAAUUUAAUGGAUUACAUUGAAAUAAAUUACUUUUCAGAUGAUUGGUAAAAAUUGCAAUUUAAUUGGUUAUAUUUAUAAAAUUUAUCCCAUAAAAUAAAUAUCAGCAAAUCUUGAAAUUAGAAAAAUAUCUAUUUUUGAUAUGGAUUUAAACAAAGUAAAGAUAAUUAUAUGGGGUUAAUUUGCCAAAACAAUCGAUUUUAAGGAAAAUACAAUAUUAGGAUUUCAAAAUUUAGUUGUUAAAGCUUAUUAAAAUAAACUUCAGCUCUAAUUAAAUUAUAAAACAAGGGUCAUAAAAAAUACUAAAAGUUUUGAUUAAAUAGAAAAUUUUAUUGAGUUUUAAAAAAAAUUUAGUGAAUAAUUUGAUUUAAUUGAUAAGAGAUCUAAUUUUUAUAAAAUGGAAUUUUCAGAUUUAAAGAGAGUACAUAGUGAAUUUAAAUAAACAUCUGAUCUUAAUUAUAUAAAAUACUAUAGAAUUAAAGCUACUAUUGUCAAUAUUUAAGAAAUAAAUUCAAUUUAAGCAAUAAACAAAAUAUUAUAUUUUUUUAUUACUAUUAGAGACAAAUCAUAAAUGGACUUUGUACUAAGAGUUAAUGAUAACAAAUUCAUAAAAAAGAUUUUAAGUAAUUAUAGUUAAUAUUAUAUUAGAUUUGACUUAUGAAGAAUUAAAUGGAUUGAAGGAAAACUCAUAGAAAUAUGAUAAAAAGAUAUUAUUUAAUAAAGCUUAAAAUAAACAAUUUGAUUUAAUUAUUAUUGGAUAGAAUGUAGAAGUAAAUAAUGAAAUCAAAUCAAGUUUUAAAUUGGUUAAGAUUUUUUCAAAUUAAGAAGAUGAUUCUAAAAUUGAGGAUAUUUAAAAAAUUGUCAAGAUUAAUUGA